This is a messenger RNA of Cyanistes caeruleus (blue tit), 1651 nucleotides long. RefSeq names its product DnaJ heat shock protein family (Hsp40) member B5 (gene DNAJB5). Lineage: Eukaryota; Metazoa; Chordata; Aves; Passeriformes; Paridae. The record is from RefSeq and is a predicted model, not a curated record. Gene Ontology annotation, cellular component: cytosol. Gene Ontology annotation, molecular function: protein-folding chaperone binding.
CAAUUGCUUUCAGGAACAAAAUGUUUGAAGUUCCUUUAAGGUGAAGGCACAGCAUGGUCCCUGCCACUGCUUUCAGCCUCCAAAACCUGCUGUCAUCACCCUGACUUGGGUCUCAGGUCCCCAGCUGGGAGAGAACCAGGCAGGGGGGUGGACACAGGCUGGCAGCUACAUUUGGACAUAGCUCAGCCCUCCUGACUCAGCCAGGGGGGGACGUGGUCCUGGCCUGACGUUAGCAGUGGCGUGGCCCCUAUAAUAGCUCCGUGCCCUGACUUGAGCUCUCUCUCCCUCUUAGCCUCAGAGAUGAGUCUGUCCAUCCCAGCCGUAGGGCUCAGCGGGAUAAAAACAGAGCUGGGAUACAUUCUGACACCGGGGCUCUGACCUCUGUUGGGAAGCGUGGACUUGAGCCGGCUCUGGUGCUGCUGGCCUGUGGGACACAGGGAGCAUCGGCUCCGCGAUAAGAAUAAGUACUCGGCUCCCGGCAGCGUCGCCGUCAUGGGGAAGGACUAUUACAAGAUUUUGGGCAUCCAGAGCGGCGCCAAUGAAGAUGAAAUCAAGAAAGCCUAUCGGAAAAUGGCCCUGAAGUAUCACCCUGAUAAGAAUAAAGACCCCAAUGCUGAGGAGAAGUUCAAGGAGAUUGCGGAGGCUUAUGACGUCCUGAGUGACCCCAAGAAACGAGCCGUGUAUGACCAGUAUGGGGAGGAAGGUCUCAAAACUGGAGGUGGCUCUUCAGGUGGCUCGGGGAACACCUUCCACUACACUUUCCAUGGAGACCCCCAUGCCACCUUUGCUUCCUUCUUUGGAGGCUCCAACCCUUUCGACAUCUUCUUCGCCAGCAGCCGCUCCCGGAUGUUCAAUGGCUUUGACCAGGAAGACAUGGAUAUGGAUGAUGACGAUGACCCUUUCAGUGCCUUUGGCCGGUUUGGCUUCAAUGGCAUUAAUGGGGUUCACCGGCGGCACCAGGAGUCCCUGCACACACGGAGGAAGGUCCAAGACCCACCUGUCAUCCAUGAGCUCAAGGUGUCCCUGGAAGAGAUCUACCAUGGAUCCACCAAGAGGAUGAAGAUCACUCGCAGAAGGCUCAACGCUGAUGGCCGGACCAUGCGGACUGAGGACAAGAUCUUAAACAUUGUCAUCAAACGGGGUUGGAAGGAGGGAACCAAAAUCACAUUCCCCAAAGAAGGGGAUGCCACUCCAGACAACAUCCCUGCAGACAUUGUCUUCAUCCUCAAGGACAAGCCUCACUCGCACUUCAAGAGGGACGGGACAAACGUGAUCUACACGGCAAACAUCAGUCUUAAAGAGGCCUUGUGUGGCUGCACCGUGAACAUUCCCACCAUUGAUGGACGGGUGAUCCCGCUUCCCUGCAACGACAUCAUCAAGCCAGGGACAGUGAAGAGACUACGUGGGGAGGGGCUGCCCUUCCCCAAGGCCCCCAGCCAGCGAGGAGACUUGAUCGUGGAGUUCAAAAUCCGCUUCCCGGACAGAAUAGCUCCCCAGACGAGACAGAUCCUCAAGCAGCACCUCCCAUGCUCCUAGAGCCCAGGGACUCUCCUCCAAAGCAGCAAUACUCCAAACGCAUGUGCCACAGCACCUGGCCUGCACAGAGCCAAGGUGCCACAGCACUUUUAAAUGCAAAAAAAACAAAAAACAA